UUCUCCGGGGCGUAAAAAGAAUAGGGGAGUCCCAGGCCCAUGGGUGUCGUAAGAGGCGACUAAGGGCUUUUUAGAAGUGGGAGAGUCACGCUGCCGUCUUAUGACGUCAGCACAAUCGGGCCAGACUCGUCCGGGUUAAUUACCACACUCGCACAGAAUACCGGCGUGAAGUAGCGGCCUAGUGCCGCUAUGUUUCGCAUAGGUUAGUGUCGAGGACCGGAGGCCAUCCCUUCCCCCCCCCCCCACACAAAUUAUGAGAGCGGUCCGUAAAAAGAUAUUACCCCAGGAGGGUACCAGCUCUACCAGAGCCGGAGAAUCCCUCCCCGAGCACUCUCGCUCGGGCCGCCCUUCGUAUUCUGGGGUGGGCACAGAACCGCGCAUGACCGAGGACAAACGAGGCAGUAACACCACGGCACCCCGCUCCACGCUCAACGUGGACUUUUGCAAUAUCAGGGGAAUUCACUCCAAUUUAAUCGCCGUCCACCACCACCUUGAGACGGCGCAGCCGGCCUUGUGUUUCCUUACGGAGACGCAGAUAUCUCGACCUAGCGAUACGUCAUAUUUAACGUACCCCGGGUACAAAUUUGAGCACAACUUUUUGCCUCAUGCCGGGGUAUGUGUGUACGUUAGGGAGGAUAUCUGCUGUCGCCGUCUCGGCAAUUUUGAGGGUAGGGACCUGUCUACUCUCUGGCUCCGCGUAGAUUUAGACGACCGCGUCCGUAUCUAUGCGUGUGUCUACAGGUCCCAUAGUGGUAACGCAGAAACCGAUCAUCUCAUGGGCUGCGUUCAAGCUGCAAUUGACGUCGUGCUUGCACAGAUCCCCUCCGCUGAAAUCGUGGUCUUGGGUGAUUUCAACGGGCACAAUGCCGAAUGGCUUGGAUCACGUACCACAGACUACGCAGGGCGAUCUGUGCAUAAUUUUGCAUUGGCGUAUGGUCUGUCCCAAUUGGUUGAGUCGCCAACGCGGCUCCCGGAUGUGGAUAGCCACAUGCCGUCCUUAUUAGAUCUUCUGCUGACUACACAUCCCGAUGGUUACCAGGUCGUUGUCGACGCCCCUCUUGGAACGUCCGACCAUUGCCUGGAGUGUAGUGCCUAUCCGGCGCCAACGUCGCAGACCACCAGCGACCCGCCGCGUUUGGCACUACAAGUCAGCAGAUUGGGAUAGGAUGCGUUCCUUUUUUGCAUCCUACCCUUGGGGCAGGGUUUGUUUCCCUUCGGAUGAUCCUAGUGCCUGCGCCGUUGCAGUAGCCGAUGUGAUACUGCAGGGCAUGGAUAU
Molecule: messenger RNA, 1276 nt
Organism: Leptidea sinapis
Lineage: Eukaryota; Metazoa; Arthropoda; Insecta; Lepidoptera; Pieridae
Exons: 2
Coding region: 254-1165 (303 amino acids)
Molecular function (GO): catalytic activity
Source: RefSeq, a predicted model, not a curated record